CUGGUGCUUGUUAUUUGGCAUUUCAGAGUGAAACACAGACUCUCUGCUGUCAACAUGGCAAGUCUGUUCGCUGUGGCGACCGUGCUGGCUUUGGUGUCCGCUGGGUUUUGUGAGGAGAAGGUCUUCCUGCAGCGAGCCGGCACGGCAUUCAACAGCAGGCAGUACAGAUCUGUGCUGACUGUGAGCAACGGAGAGCAGUUUGGGAACUGGACCUGGCCUGAGAUGUGUCCUGAAAACUUCUUUGCUGUUGGAUUCAGUGUCAGGGUGGAGUCUAACCAGUACGGGGGGGACGACACCGCCUUGAACGGGAUCCGCCUCAUCUGCGCCAAAGACGGGAGCCGAAACUUCCUGUACUCCAUCGAAUCCCACACUGGAUACUUUGGAGAGUGGUCUCAUCCCCAGUACUGCCCCACUGGCACGCUUACUUCCUUCCAGAUGCGCGUGGAGCCCCAUAAAGGUCUGUUUGGAGACGACACGGCCGCCAACAACAUCAAGUUCCGCUGCAGCAGCAACCCGACGCUGGAGGGAGCUGGCCUGGACUGGGGCGAGUACGGCUACUGGAGUGAGGAAUGCCGCGACGGAGGAAUCUGUGGCAUUGAGACCAAGAUGGAAGAUUACCAGUGGGGUCUGGACGACUCCACCCUGAACGACGUCCGGUUCUUCUGCUGCAACAAACAGCAGUAACCACCCCUGACCCUGAUCCGACACCAGUCUGAUCCCAGCCGGUCUCCAACUAGUUCAACCCGAAGAUGACAAAGAUAAUAAAACGUUUAAAUUGUG
This is a messenger RNA of Nothobranchius furzeri (turquoise killifish), 780 nucleotides long. RefSeq names its product vitelline membrane outer layer protein 1. Lineage: Eukaryota; Metazoa; Chordata; Actinopteri; Cyprinodontiformes; Nothobranchiidae. The record is from RefSeq and is a predicted model, not a curated record.